AUGCUCCGGCGACAAAAGUCAUCGUACUCGCUCCCUCCCGAGGACGCCUCCAAUGCCCCCUCCACCUUCAACGACAGACUCCCCCUCCCCAAGCUCAUCGUUUUCGAUCUCGACUACACCCUGUGGCCCUUCUGGGUUGACACCCACGUCAGCGCGCCCGUGAAACCCAAAGACAACAAUUCGCGAUGUGUGGACAAAUGGGGUGAAUCAUUCGCAUUCUACCCGGCCGUCUCCUCGAUCCUCUACUCCGCUCGUUCGCACAAUAUCCCCCUGGGGAUUGCCUCACGAACACACGCCCCAGACCUGGCUCGCGACAUGCUCAAGGCCCUUCACGUUAUCCCCACUUUCUCCGACAACCCGGCAGCCCGCGAUACACGACGCUCCAUUCGCGCUUUGGAUUAUUUCGACUACAUCCAGAUCUUCCCCGGCACCAAGACGCAGCAUUUCGCUCGCAUACAUCAAGCUAGCAAUAUCCCCUAUGAUCAGAUGCUGUUCUUUGACGACGAAGCGCGGAAUCGAAAUGUGCAGACUGAUCUUGGAGUCACGUUCUGUCUGAUUAGGGACGGUAUGACCAAGGAGGAAGUAGAUAGGGGCGUUUGGGAAUGGAGAAAGAAUUUUGGUAUUCGGCCCGGCGAUCAGCCCUCCGAGGUGAACGAGAGGGAGGUGAGCCAGUUUGACGAGUAG
Talaromyces atroroseus is the source of this 684-nucleotide messenger RNA. RefSeq lists its product as hypothetical. The record is from RefSeq and is a predicted model, not a curated record. The transcript is spliced from 2 exons. Gene Ontology annotation, molecular function: acid phosphatase activity. NCBI's taxonomy places the organism in Eukaryota, Fungi, Ascomycota, Eurotiomycetes, Eurotiales, Trichocomaceae. The coding region runs from base 1 to 684 and encodes 227 amino acids.